Lingula anatina is the source of this 4060-nucleotide messenger RNA. RefSeq names its product transcription factor CP2. Gene Ontology annotation, biological process: regulation of transcription by RNA polymerase II. Lineage: Eukaryota; Metazoa; Brachiopoda; Lingulata; Lingulida; Lingulidae. Gene Ontology annotation, cellular component: nucleus. The record is from RefSeq and is a predicted model, not a curated record. Gene Ontology annotation, molecular function: RNA polymerase II cis-regulatory region sequence-specific DNA binding; DNA-binding transcription activator activity, RNA polymerase II-specific.
UUACUGGAAGUAAACAAGACCGUGUGCAAGGACGACAAUUUCUAUUUGAGAAAUCUCAUUCCUAGGUAACCCCACUGCUUGUAACGUCACGCUAGAAACAUGGAGUAGAGAUGAGAUCGUAGCUCCUCUAGAAUAUAGCAGUUGUGUUUUAAGAGCUAGGUUGAUUUGGUUCGAAAACGCGCCAACGUGGGACUUGGUUUUGCUCUUGACUUUGUUGACGUCAAGGCCAGAAGGCCAGUGAAAAGAAACGACUUGCGCUGUAGGUGAUCGCUGAUGUAAAAGUCACCUUGUCACGCAGCAUGUACGGUAACAUUUUUCUUGAUUUAAAUUCAGAUACAAACAGCCUGGAAAAGUGGUUUUGUGGAGCGUCCCAAGACAAGAGCAGAAAGGCCUUGGAAGGGCGAGGUCGGAAAAGAAAUUUUGCGAAGUUCAGCAAAGUUUCCGGCUCGCAUUCCCAUUCAGGCAAACCAAAGACUGAUCGAAAAAUGGCUCACACCCCCGAUGUUCACUCAAAUAUCACAGCAAACGCACUGCACGGAUGGAGGGUAGAUGACAUUAAUGAUGGGCUGGCGGCUGAUUUUGAUGGCUCUCUGUCAGGUUUGGGGGAAGAGCUCGGAUCAUCAACAUAUAACAUGAGCGAGGCCCUUUUAGCCCUCCAAGAGUUCAAGGAAAAGGAUAAUCUGAACCAUUCCGGCGAGGCUCUACUGGCACUGCCUGUGUUUAAAACCAAUUCAUUGGCUGGAGAGCUCAGGAGGUCAUCCAACUCUGACUCCACUUUAGACUGUGGCCAAUCACAAUCAAGCCAAUUGACGUCAAAACAAAACGGAACUUUGAGCUUCAUGCUGAACGACAGAUGCCGUAAGCGUGUUAAACCCAUAUCUGAGUUUGACAGCCGUCCUCCCGAUUCAAAACAUCUGGCUGCCAGUAAAUUACGUGGUAUCACUCUUGAGAGACUACCGCCUUCGCAGAAUGAGAGUACAAUUCUCCAAUGUAUCUUGGUGGCAGCAACAUCACCUGCUACGAAGAUGAAUGAGGAAACCUUGACCUAUUUAAACCAAGGCCAAUCAUAUGAAAUCAAGUUGAAGAAAACGGGAGAAUUGAGUGAUGAUAUUAAAUAUUUAAAGAGCGUGGUGCGCGUUGCAUUUCAUGAGCGUCGUCUUCAGUACAUGGAGAGAGAACAGCUGGACUCCUGGAGAUGUCAGCGCCCUGGGGAGAGAAUACUGGACAUAGAUGUCCCUCUGUCAACUGGGGUAGCUGACGUCAAAAUGGACCCCUAUAACAUGAACUCUGCAGAGUUUGUCUGGAACCCCUCAAAGGACGCCUCAGCAUUCAUACGCGUUAACUGCAUCAGCACAGAGUUUACGCCAAAGAAGCACGGUGGGGAGAAAGGCGUCCCGUUCCGUAUUCAGGUGGACACAUAUACCCACACCAGUCCUCCCAAACAUAUCUACAGCGCUUCUUGCCAAGUAAAGGUUUUCAAGCCCAAGGGAGCCGAUAGAAAGCACAAGACUGACAGAGAGAAAAUGGAGAAGAGAUCAGAAGCAGACAAGGAGAAGUAUCAGCCAUCCUAUGAGUGCACAGUUCUUACUGAGGUUCCAUCAGAGCAGUUGCCUGGCAGCAUGUUCUCGCCCAGUGCCAAAACCUCUUCUUUUCCUGUACAGGUGAAGGGAAAUAAAGCUAACAACAGUGGGCCAUCUACCACUGAAAACAGAACUGUCAUGCCGCCCCCUUCACCAACUGCAACACACGUAAGGGCGUUAAGCACUAUCAGUUUAUCAGAAGUGAGUCUUGGAGCACCGCCCUCCCCCAGCCAGGCUGUGACCAGUACAGAGUUCCAUCCCCUGUCCCCAGACAGCAAUGCUGUAGAGGUUGCCCAGUGGCUGCAAAUGCAGAGAUUCUCAAACUACGUGCGCAUUUUCCAGAACUUUAGUGGUGCUGAUCUUUUGAGGUUGUCAAAAGAUGAUUUAAUUCAGAUCUGUGGACUAGCUGAUGGUAUACGGCUUAACAAUGCACUGCAACACAAAUCUGUGCGUCCGCGCUUAACAUUGUAUGUUUGUCAAGAAUCCGAGCAAGUUUAUCAUGCAGUGUAUUUGGAGGUCUUGACAGCCAACGACAUGUUGGAGAAACUGGCGAACUUGUUCAGUGUGCAGAAACAACAAAUCAUCGAAAUCUAUAUUCAGGGACCAUCUUCUAUUCACAUACUAGUCACAGAUGAGGUUGUGCGUAACACACCAGAUCAUGGUCGUUUUGCAGUGGAAGCAGUGAAAGAUGAUGCCAGCGACAGAUAUCGAAUCCUGCUGAAGUCAAUGGAAGCCCCAUGAAGGAACUCCGUGCCCAGGAACUCCACAUGGUUAUGUGUUGUAACAGGCUCGGGAUAAAGGAAGCAGUCAGCAAUUGAAAUAUUUGUCAUAUUUCAUGUUGGAAUGUACAUAGUAAUCAUCAGUUGUUUGAUGAAUAGAAGAAGGGGAUUCUUGGAAAAUGGAUUUUAAUUUUUUUUUAUCUGUAAAUAUGACAUCAGUGGUGUUUCAGAAGUCGUGUGUUCCCAGCGUACCAAAUGUGAUGUUUAACUGUUUAACAAGGACCAUUGUUUUCAGUAUCAUGUUCAGGUCACGUUUCAGAAAUACCUACACGUAUCCUUGCACAAGCAGGAGUGGGUAUUCCAGUGUUUUCUUGAAAGAUGGUUUUAAAAUGAAAAAGGGAAUGUUAAAAUCUAAACAGGCUUUCAGUUUAAACUUAAACUUUGUAUGAUUGAAUUAAGACCUUUAUCAAUGGCAUCAGUUUCAGAAGUUUGCACCAUGCUCCAUAAAGAAAAGCUUUUCUAUAUUAGAAAAGUAGAAAUCCCAUUAGACUUUCAUAAUUUCUAGUAGAGUCCUUUGAUAGGUAUUUCUUGAAUCAUGACCAGGAUUAUGUUUAAUCAUUUAGACUUCUUUUUGUUAGAGAAUUAAACAUAAGUUAAUAAGCCAGAUGAUGAUUUACAAAGAAAAUAACAAAUGUGUACAAUUUUCUGAAUUAGACGCAAGUUAUGAGAGGGUAUUCUAUUUGGUAGAUAUAUCUUAUGAUGGCAAAGUUGCAUUUAUACAGGAGUUCCAAACCUGUUUUUGUUUCUACGACGUUUUUAUUUCUGUAUCAUUGAUAUUCUUACCCAGAUUACAUUUAUGUAAUGAUCUCUGAUAAUUGAUGUAUAUAUCAUUGGGAAUUGGGGAAAAAUUACCUGGUUUAUGAAAUGCCAGGUAUAAGGUAUAGAGUAAUAUGUUAUGGACAUAGGGGAGGAGAAGACACUUUAGUGGGGUACUUUUCUAAGUUGUAAAUAUUACAUUUCAACCCUCCUUUUCCCCCAGCAUGGUCGAUAAUCUUGAGAAACUACAGUUAAUCUUCAUCAUGUUCAUAUACUAUGUACAGAUGUCUCACUCCAGGAUUUCAUCUUUCACUGAAACAAGCUCAGGACCUGUAGAAUGGAACACAUAGGGGAAAGCUCAGUGGAAGACUUGAUGUUUGUAUAUAAUUCUACAUUGACGUGGUAUGUCUGUAAGCUACAUAUUUUACUCCUCUGAUUUGUUAGAUGGUGUACACUAAAGUUGGUUGGUUGGUUUUCGUGUGCGCACUCACGUGAGAUCAUGUUAUCCAUUUCACUCCUGAAAACGUCAAGAAAAUAUUGCUUUUUUCCUCUCUGUCCAAUACUUGGUGAAAGUGUGCCCACAUUAUAUUAUCUUUUUAUUUAUUUUUGAAAUGUGUAAUAUAUUUUGAUUAACUGAAAGACUGACAUUGUCAUCACGGCAGUUUCACUGUUAAAAGGCAAUAUAGUUUCUAAGCCGCCCAAGUUCCAAGCCAGCUGUAAAUAAUUUUGACUUUCAAGUGUAUCAUUUGUAAAUUCAGUGUUUUAACAAUUUUAUUAAUUUUUUUUUAAAUCAUAAAGCGCUGUCAGUGUUGCAGUCAUAUUUAACUGUCAUUGAUAACAGUCUAGUAUAUAUGCAUCUUUUUACCUCAUAAUUAGAUCAAUUAAUAAAAUGUUUUGGCUGGCAAAUUAGGAAUAUUUUGAAAGGGUUUUGCUGUUCGAGAUUGC